Molecule: messenger RNA, 22985 nt
Organism: Coregonus sp. 'balchen'
Lineage: Eukaryota; Metazoa; Chordata; Actinopteri; Salmoniformes; Salmonidae
Source: the annotation of a GenBank genome assembly
AUGGAGUGGAGUCGGCGAGCCAUCCCUGUCUCUGGUGAGAACUAACUACUUACAAGGGUUAGGGUCCAUUCCAUUUCAGUUCAAGUCAAUUCAGAAAGUAAACCAAAUUCCAAUUACACCCCCCUUGGAAUUUCAGUGUACUUCCUGAAUAGACAGACAUUUUUAUUGAAUUGAUCCUAACCCAUCCAUCUAAAUCAAAUCAAAUCAAAUUUUAUUUAUUUUAGUUACAGUAAAACGGCAGCCAUCUUCUCCGGCGCCACAAUGCUAAAAGUCAGAGAUCUCCAAUGAUCAGCAUUACCCUAUAGCAUGUUACACAAUGUGUCAUAUAAUGUUAUUAAAGUGCAUUCACAUUAAUAUUAUUAAUUAUGACUAAUCAUUCAUAUUAUUAUUGUGGCUUUACAGGGAUUGUCCUACUUUUAAUGAGGGUCACCGGGCAAAUAGGUAAAUGCAUUUUUAAUAAAGCAGACAGACAGACGGACAGACACAAAAGCAAUCACCAAAAAAAAGAGAGACAGACAAAACAAACAAUCCAAAUCAAUUAAUCAAUGAAUGAAGGAUCAGUAUUGGCCACUGUGAAAGAAGCAAUACAUUUAAAAAUAAUAAAUAAAAACAUGAAUUAAUAAGUAAGUUAAUUAAUUAAUAAAUCAACGAAUCAAUGCAAGGAGUCCUCUGUAGCUCAAUUGGUAGAGCAUGGCGCUUGUAAUGCCAGGGUAGUGGGUUCGAUCCCCGGGACCACCCAUACGUUAAAAUGUAUGCGCACAUGACUGUAAGGUGUUUUGGAUAAAAGCGACUGCUAAAUGGCAUAUUAUUAUUAUUAUUACAAGCAUUGACCACUGCAACAGAAGCUAGGCCUAAUAAUAACUUUCAUUCAGUUAAUGUCCCAAUUAAAGGUAACUAAUUACAUUUAAUACAUGUUGGUGCAGGUGUGUGUGUGUGUGUGUGUGUGUGUGUGUGUGUGUGUGUGUGUGUGUGUGUGUGUGUGUGUGUGUGUAUGUACAGGGGGGUGGGGAUGUGUAUAUCUAAGGUGUAUUCACUAGGAACCAAACGGAACAAAAUGGACGAAAUGGGGAAGGACUAACCUGCAAAACGUUUUAUGGUGCAAAAUGUAUUCUACAGGGUGCACUUAAGCAAUAAGGCCAGAGGAGGUGUGGUAUAUGGCCAAUAUAUGAAUACAGCCCUUACUCGUGGUAUAUUGGCCAUAUAAUACAAACCCAAAGGUGCCUUAUUGCUAUUAUAAACUGGUUACCAACUUAAUUAGAGCAAUAAAAAUAUAUGUUUUGUCAUACCCAUGGUAUACAGUCUGAUAUACUACGGCUGUCAGCCAAUCAGCAUUCAGGGCUUGAACCACCCAGUUUAUAAUAAUGAAUUAACAUGUGUAUUAUAUCUGUCUCUGUCACUCAAACAGUGGCAUUGAGAGGAGUGGCUUCUCAGUCAUCACAGUUUUAUGAUCGCAAAGCUCAAUAUGCCAUUGAUGGAAAAAGAAACACAAACUAUGGAUCCUGCACCUACACUGAACAGGACACCAACCCCUGGUGGAGAGUGGACCUGCUGGAUGUGACCAGAGUGACAGCUGUCACCAUCACCAACAGAGACGAUGUUCCUGAGAGGCUUGAUGGUGCUGAGAUCCACAUCGGUAACUCACUGGAGAACAACGGCAUCAACAACCUCAGGUGAGUAGUGAAAUAGAAUAGAUAACAUUGUACUGUAAUUCUGAUUAAAUUGUACAGUUUAUGGGAUUCAAUAAAAAUAACAGUUAUUCAUUAAAUGUGUUGAUAUUUUCAGUCAUACUUUAGUGAAGAAGCAUUUUAACUACAGCAACGCACGCACUGUACAAUAUCAUGUAUCUCUCUCUCCCCGACCCCCCACACCUCUGUCCCCCACCCUCUCUCUCUCUUUACUUCUCUUUACUCCAGAUGCGCUAUCACCUCUCUCUCUCUCUUUACUUCUCUUUACUCCAGAUGCUCUCUCUCUCUCUUUACUUCUCUUUACUCCAGAUGCUCUCUCUCUCUUUACUUCUCUUUACUCCAGAUGCUCUCUUCUCUUACUUCUCUUUAAUCAGAUGCUCUAUCUUUCUCUCUCUCUCUCUAUCUCUCUUCUCUCUCUCUCUCUCUUCUUUACUUCUUUUACUCCAGAUGGCGCUCUCUCUCUCUCUCUACUCUUCUCAUACUCUCUUCUCUCUUCUAUCUUUACUCCAGAUGCUCAUCUCUCUCUAUCUCUUUUACUCCAGAUGCGACUCUCUCUCUCUCUCUCUCUUCUCCUCUCUCAUCUCUCUUCUCUCUUUACUCCAGAUGCGCUCUCUCUCUCUUUUACUCCAGAUCUGCUCUCUUAUCUCUCUCUCUCUUCUCUAUCUCUUCUCUUCUUUACUCCAGAUGCGUCUCUCUCUCUCUUUACUCCAGAUGCGCUCUCUCUCUCUCUCUCUCUCUCUCUCUCUCUACUCUCUUUACUCAGAUGCGUCUCUCUCUUCUACUCAGAUGCUCUCUCUCUCUCUUUACUCAGAUCUCUCUCUCUCUAUCUCUCUCUCUCUCUCUCUCUCUCUCUCUCUCUCUCUCUCUCUCUCUCUCUCUCUCUCUCUCUCACUCUCUAUCUCUCUCUCUCGUCAUAUCCCACAUCCCAGCAGGAGAGACCAACACCUUCCAGUGUAAUGGGAUGGAGGGUCGCUAUGUUGUUGUGGUAAUCCCUGGACAGAACAAGAUUCUCACUCUGUGAACUCUUAACCUCUUAUUUCAGACCCAUAAACCCCUCUCCCCUCCACUCCUCCUACUACCACUACUAUCCCCCAUCUUGUAAACAUGUCAAAUGCCUACACUGUAAGAUGGUAAAGAAUAACUUGUCAUUUCUGUAUUAAAACAUUAUUCUCUAUGUCACUGUUGUAAAUGUAGCUUUGAAAGGAGUGGCCACCCAGUCAUCACUGUAUGGGGAUGGCAAGGCUCACAUUGCCAUUGAUGGGAACAGAGAAUCAAACUAUAAGCAAGGAUCCUGCACCCACACUACAUAGGAGACCAACCCCUGGUGGAGAGUGGACCUGCUGGAGAAAUUUACAUUUACAUUUACGUCAUUUAGCAGACGCUCUUAUCCAGAGCGACUUACAAAUUGGUGCAUUCACCUUAUAGCCAGUAGUACAACUACUUUACAAUGUUUUUUUGUUUUUGUUUUUGUUUUUUAGGGGGGGGGGGGGUUGGGGUAAGGGGGGGGGUAGAAGGAUUACUUUAUCCUAUCCCAGGUAUUCCUUAAAGAGGUGGGGUUUCAAAUGUCUCCGGAAGGUGGUGAGUGACUCCGCUGUCCUGGCGUCGUGAGGGAGCUUGUUCCACCAUUGGGGUGCCAGAGCAGCGAACAGUUUUGACUGGGCUGAGCGGGAACUAUGCUUCCGCAGAGGAAGGGGAGCCAGCAGGCCAGAGGUGGAUGAACGCAAUGCCCUCGUUUGGGUGUAGGGACUGAUCAGAGCCUGAAGGUACGGAGGUGCCGUUCCCCUCACAGCUCCAUAGGCAAGCACCAUGGUCUUGUAACAGAUGCGAGCUUCAACUGGAAGCCAGUGGAGUGUGCGGAGGAGCGGGGUGACGUGAGAUAACUUGGGAAGGUUGAACACCAGGCGGGCUGCGGCAUUCUGGAUGAGUUGUAGGGGUUUAAUGGCACAGGCAGGGAGCCCAGCCAACAGCGAGUUGCAGUAAUCAAGACGGGAGAUGACAAGUGCCUGGAUUAGGACCUGUGCUGCUUCCUGUGUAAGGCAGGGUCGUACUCUCCGAAUGUUGUAGAGCAUGAACCUACAGGAUCGGGUCACCGCCUUGAUGUUAUCAGAGAACGACAGGGUGUUGUCCAGGGUCAUGCCAAGGCUCUUCGCACUCUGGGAGGAGGACACAACGGAGUUGUCAACCGUGAUGGCGAGAUCAUGGAACGGGCAGUCCUUCCCCGGGAGGAAGAGCAGCUCCGUCUUGCCAAGGUUCAGCUUGAGGUGGUGAUCCGUCAUCCAUACUGAUAUGUCUGCCAGACAUGCAGAGAUGCGAUUCGCCACCUGGUUAUCAGAAGGGGGAAAGGAGAAGAUUAGUUGUGUAUCGUCAGCAUAGCAAUGAUAGGAGAGGCCAUGUGAGGAUAUGACAGAGCCAAGUGACUUGGUGUAUAGCGAGAAUAGGAGAGGGCCUAGAACUUAGCCCCGGGGGACACCAGUGGUGAGAGCACGUGGUGCGGAGACAGCUUCUCGCCACGCCACUUGGUAGAAGCGACCGGUCAGGUAGGACGCAAUCCAAUAGUGAGCCGCGCCGGAGAUGCCCAGCUCGGAGAAGGUGGAGAGGAGGAUCUGAUGGUUCACAGUAUCAAAGGGCAUGGUCUAUAUUUAGGGAAGUUAGUGGCUAACUCAUUUUGUAAUUGUUUUAUUUAACCUUUAUUUAACUAGGCAAGUCAUAAAGAGAGUCCUAAGAUAACAACAUAGCAUGGCAGCAACACAUGACAACACAGCAUGGUAGCAACACCACAUGACAACAACAUGGUAGUGUGGGAAAUUAUUAUCUUAUAUUUUAGAUGUGCUGUUAGCUUAAUAAGAAAGCAUUAAUGAUUAAAAAUAAUAGGUUUGUACUGUACUGAUAUAGAUUGUUUAACCUAACAAGCUGUGAUUAUUGUGAGGAACUGUUAGGGGGUAGGGUGAGAUAAGGCUUGUGACUCACUUACACAAACACAGCCUCUUUUUUAGACCGCUCCAGGACAUGUGUACUGCAAAAGUGCUGACUCUCUGGACAAGUUGCAAAACAACUAACACCUGGCAACAGUGAAGCGCCAAGGGACUGGGACCAGCCUGAGCACCAACGAUAGGCUGGGUAAGUUUAAACCACGCCCAGCCUCUACUCUGAUAGGCCUGCUUGGAGCAGGAACUAUCUCUGUCAGAGUAUUUAAAGAAGAACUUAUAACAAUGGCUCAGUUCUCUGACUGCCCUGCGUGGUGUUUCAGUGGACCCGUAUAUACGAACAUCAUAUUUACCAUUGAAGUGUUUUGCAUUAAUUAAAAUACUAGUCUAUUUUAGAAGACGUGUAUUGACCUCUUUUUGUUCCUAUACUAGAUUUGAAUUGACGCAACUUAACAGUAGCAACACAACAUGGUAGCAGCACAAAACAUGGUACAAACAUUAUUGGGCACAGACAACAGCACAAAGGGCAAGAAGGUAGAGACAACAAUACAUCAUGCGAAGCAGCCACAACUGUCAGUAAGAGUGUCCAUGAUUGAGUCUUUGAAUGAAGAGAUGGAGAUAAAACUGUCCAGUUUGAGUGUUUUUUGUUCUCUGAACCAUAAUGAGUGACGUGGAUGGUAUGUUCCACGACGCGCCAGUGGAGUAAGAGCUCUCUCUUAAUCCGUUGUUAUUUGAAUAUGUUGGUAACAGUUUCAUAAAAGUAAUAAGGCAUGUAUCAUGAAUACAGUCACAGGUAAAUGGGUUGACUAUCGCGUUACAGUCACAGGUAAAUGGGUUGACUAUCGCGUUACAGUCACAGGUAAAUGGGUUGACUAUCGCGUUACAGUCACAGGUAAAUGGGUUGACUAUCACGUUACAGUCACAGGUAAAUGGGUUGACUAUCGCGUUACAGUCACAGGUAAAUGGGUUGACUAUCGCGUCGGGCCGAACAACACCAUUUGCCUGUGACUGUAGACAUGAUACAGCCUCUUGUGCCUUUUUGCUUAAAUUACAUUCCUAUUACGUCACAAUAACAGUUAGUUAUACGUUUCCACUUAUGUGGAAGGAAUGGGAAGAUGAUAAGUAUCUGCACCUGCAGAGAGGUUGGUUGGGAAUGUAAACUGGCAGAGAGGUGGGUUUGGAAUGCGAACUUGGCACGUACUGCAGUGUUCUUUCUGUCACACCAUUUCCUGGAAAACAAAAAUGUACAUCUGCCACCAAAUAAUGAAAGUUAACUUAAGAAAUCUCUCCCCUAGUGUGGUAAUCUGACACAAUAAAUUAGCCAGCUAACUUUGAUUAAGCACCAGAAAUAAGUAUUGAUUUUCUGGUUCAUUCAGAGAUCUAAACCUAGAUAUGCGUUUAAGGUUGUUGAGUUAAUUACACCAUGCCCAUUUCAUGCUUAUCUUUCUAAAACAUAAAUUAUUCAUAAAAAUAUUUAGGCAUAUUAGCUGGCUAACCCACAGAUCCUGCUUUGUUGUAAACCCCUCAGGUCUAAAAUCUGUAUGUGUGUUUUAUCCAACUCUGAUUAUUGUUGUCAACAUGGCAGAAUAAUUAUUUGUCACUAUGGGGAAUAAUCUUCCAAGAGUCCAUAAAAAACAUAGAAAAUACAUUAUUAUAAGAAAUUGAUCAGGGGACCAUCUUUUGUACCCUUGAUAUGGCUGUGGAGGAGUCCAGUAAGCUAUACAGUCGGGAACUAUCAUAUUUUUGUUAGAAAUACAUGUAUACCUUCAUGCAUUUCCUGUGAUACUGCUGCACAAUUUACAGGAAAAAUAAACAAAGCACCAUUUAACCCCGCCCCCCCCCCCCACCCCCCAACUUGUUUUCAUUUACAGUGAAAUGCAACUUGAGUUAACAAUGAGAUCUUAAUCAUCACUGGAAUCUAAUCUGUCCAGUUCACCUUGGAAACUACACACAGAAUGUUGCAUAGAGACUAACUAGAUAGGGAAAAAAACAUCAACCUGAACCGGUUUGAAUGUGGGUGGCUCAACUCAAAUUUGUCUAUAAAAGGACACAUCAUCCAGGGUCAGCCAUUACAUAACAAGAACCAAGACAGGUAAUAACUUAGCAACCUACGAUUAUCAACCAUCAAAUUAAUGCAAUACAAAGGCUGUGCUUUCAGAUCAAAUUUAUUUUAGAUUAGAAUAAUUUAUUCUCCGAAGUGUAUAUGUUAAUGUGAAAUUAUGCGUUCCUUUCCAGACUCAGCUGUGAUUCCCACAAAAAUAUAGAACCUUCUUCAAACAGACAAAGGUAAGGGCAAUGUCAAUAGUUUCCAUUGUUUCAUCAUAAAGAAAGGAGGACCAAGGCACUCAUUAUAUAAUUAAUUAAAAUGCCUUUAUUUGUAUGGCAUGUUCAAUAGAAACAACGUCCACUAGAGGAAAAUGUCCACUAGAUUACAGCAAAGGGACCUCUCACGAACCUACAGGAAAGGUGAGAAAUCCAUAUCUUCAUUUAGACCAGUGUACUUAGUGGCCUGUAGUUUGUAAAUCCAAAAACGUUCCCUUUGGUUUAGUUGUCUAAUUGAGGCCGUAACAUGAUCAAUACCCAUAGCAUGUAGGGAGGCAGGGUUGCUAUGGUGUAAGGACUUGUAGGGCCUUGCCAUGGGGGGAGUCUUCAUUGCCUACCCAUAUGGUGUACUUGUGUUCCGCUAAGCGGUCUUGAAGGCAUCUCUUUGUCCGUCCAAUGUAGAACACCUUGCACUGUGGACAUUCCAAUCUGUAGAUGACAUGAGUGGUUUUGCAGUUAAUGAAAUGCUUGACUUGAUACUCCAUUUUAGAAGCUGUUUGAAAAAAAUACAUUUUCUGUGCAAUAUUUCUGCAAUGGUUGCACUGGUUGCAUUUAAAAGAGCCCCUGGGUUUGUGGUAUAGCCACGUUUUUUGAGAGUCACCUGGAAGAUAGCUGUGGACUAAUUUAUCAUUUAGGGUAGAACAUCUCUUAAAGCUAAUGACUGGUGGCUCUGGGAAGACUUGGCGAAGUAGCGUAUCACUUUGGAUGAUUCCCCAAUUAUUUUUAAUGAUUCUUUUAAUGUUCUCUGCUUCAGUGCUGUAUUUUGUAACAAAGUACACUCUCUCUGAUGCAUCACGAGGCGCUCCCCUUCGCAACAAGUUCUCGCUGUCAAGUCGUCCGGCCCUUAUACCUGCAUCUUUUUGGACCUGUAGCCCCAAUUCAAGAAGCGAUUCUCCAAUUCAGCAGAUUUGACACUGUAGUCUGUUUCCUGAUCUCAAAUUCUGCGGAGUCUUUGGAAUUGGCCAUAUAGAAUAUUCUCUUUUAGCCUUUUGGGGUGAAAGCUGUCUGCCCUCAGAAUAGGAUUCCCAUCUGUAGGCUUCCUAAAGAUUGAUGUGUGCAAACAACCUUUGUCAUUUUUACUGAUGUCAAGGACCAAAAAAUGAAUGUUAUCCUUGCUGUACUUCAUAGUUAGUUUGAUGUUAGGGUUAAUGCUGUUAAGGUAUUGGUGGAAGGAAAUAAGUUCAUUUUCUGAGCCAGAACAUCAUCAAUAUAGUGUCCCCCACCAUAUAAUCUGGUCAAAUAACUGAUUUUUAGAGGGAUCCAAAAUGAAGUCAUUUUCCCAUUUACCUAAGUACAAACCAGCGUAGGAAGGGCUAAAGCAAGCUCCCAUGGCACAUCCUUUGACUUGUUUAAAAAUACGCUCCUGAAAGACAAAGAUAGGCUGGGAGUGACGGCAGAAAAGGCUUAAUUACGUAAUCAAUGUACUUGGAGAAGGGUUCUGUCAGACUUUCAUUACCACUAAUGACAGGUCUGCCUGGGGGGUUUUCAAGAUUCUUGUGGACUUUUGGAAAAAUAUAAAAAGAAGCCAUACGCGGACUGCCAUUGAAAAUACAUUUGAACUCAUUGUCUGAAAUGUAGCUAUUCUCCUUAGCUUCUGUGAGGAUCCCUUUCAAUUCAGUUGUUAGGUCCUCUGUAGGGUUGAAGGUAAGAGAUUGGUAGAAUUCAUCAUUGUCUAAUUGACGGUAGGCUUCUGUCACAUAUUUGUCUUUACUCCACAAUACUGUAGCGCCACCUUUGUCUGCUUUUUUAACCUCAAUCCGUCCAUUUUUGGACAAUGAUUCAACUGCAUCCCUCUCUGUCUUAGAAAGGUUACGUCGUGUUUGGUUGGAGUCAAUUUUACCCUUAAACAGAUUCUCCACAUCAAAAUUCACCUUCUUGGCAAAUGUAUUUAAUGUGCGUUCUGGACAAUGGGACAAAAGAUGGACUUUGUCUUAAAAGCUGUUUUUGAGCGCCCCCGUUAUAUCUUAAUGUAAAAAAAAUGCAAUGUUCAGAUUAUUAUCAAUAAUUCAUCAACAGAUCAAACAAGUUGUCCACCACAGGACGUCCUGUAUGCAUAACCAUGGUAGCAACUGAAAGGGAACGCUUUGGGGAUCAUUGGGAAUUAUAAGAACAAAGUUGAGGACACAACAGAUCACCAGACACAAGCCUGAAUCCAAACUUCACACUUUUGACUCUGUGAAUUUUAAAUUUACUGUACUUUUCGCAGUAUUUGUUAAUAACGAAAUCAGUAACAUGUUAAGAAUAUUAAUGCAUAAUCUGAAGUAAGUGCAACAUAAGUGCAAAAAAAUUUAAGGGUUAGAGUGUGAGGUAUAACUUGUGUCUCCUAGUGUCCACACACCUCUCAUAUGUGUGCACAGUCCCUAAGUCAUUUCAAUAAACUUUUAUGACUCAAGGAAGAGCCUUCAACUAUUAGGUUCUUGUUUGAGCUCUCCUAGCUGUGCCGUUGAGGAACUAAAGCAAGCACACUUGUAGUUUUUUGUUUGGAACACAGACAUCACACAAGUACUGUUGUUAUUUAAGCAACCCCAAAACAGGACCAUUACAAAUCACAAUCUGGGUCAGUUGGGCAUCAGUUGAAAGCUUAUUCUAUGGCCAAUAUGACUAGCUAAGUUAUAAAAUACGAUCUUACAUGUUAGGCAAAAAUAAAUUGCUUUCAAGCUAAUUUCUUGCAAUACUCUGUAGAGUGACAUGACUCAUGAAAUCUUUUGGCUAUUUCAUGAUAAUAAGGAUAGGGAAAAUUAAGUCUAGACUAUUUUCACAAAUGUUAUUCAGCUAACAAAUAUGUUAUAAUAUUGUAGCCUAAUUUAUGGGUCAUUCCAUGAAAAGAGUGCCUUUUGCGUCCCUUUGAUAUUGUUAGUAGAAAUUGUGCACCAUAAUUGCAUUUUAGAAGCCUGUCUUAAAUGAAGUGCCCUUUAAUAUAGACCACAUGGAAAAUUCAGCAUGACAAUGCCCCCUGCACAAAGCAAGGUCCAUACAGAACCCUGACCUCAACCCCAUCGAACAACUUUGGGAUGAAUUGGAAUGCCGACUGCAAGCCAGGCCUAAUUGCCCGUCCCUUCCUCAGGCACCUUUUCAAGUAAAUGUCCUGGAUGGGUGGAAGCACGGUUCCAGUAAUGAACUGGUUGGUCUUCACCACCUGCUGGAGGGCCUUGCGGUCGUGGACGAAGCAAUUAAUGUACGAGGACAUGAUGCAACUGGUUAGGACGCUCUAGAUGGUGCAGCGGCAAGUCCUCGGUGAUGUGGACGCUGAGGAACUUAAAACUCUUGACUCUCUCUACUGCAGUGCCAUUGAUGUGGAUAAGGGCAUGUUCCCUCCUCUACUUCCUAAAGUCAACAAUCAAUUCCUUUGUUUUGCUGACGUUGAGGGAGAGGUUGUUGUCAUGACACCACAAUGCCAGUUCACUUACCUCCUUCCUAUAGGCUGACUCGUCAUUGUUGGUUAUCAGGCCUACAACCUUGGUGUCGUCAGCAAACUUGAUGAUGAAGUUGGUGUUGUGCAAAGCAACACAUUCGUUGUUGAACAGGGAGUACAGUAGAGGACUGAGGAUACACGCCUGGGGGGCACCUGUGUUAAGAGUCAGUGUGGAGGAGGCGUUGUUGCCAAUCCUCACAGCCUGUGGUAUGGCCGUCAGGAAGUCAAGGAUCCAAUUGCAGAGGGUAGUGUCCAGACCCAGGGCUCUGAGCUUGGUGUCGAGCUUGGAGGUAACAAUAGUAUUAAAUGCUGAACUGUAGUCAAUGAACAGCAUUCUCACAUAACUGUGUUCCUCUUGUCCAGUUGUGUUACGGCCUUGUUAAUAAUGAUGGAAAUGGCAUCUUCCGUGGAUCUGUUGGAGAGGUAGGCAAAUUGGACUGGGUUCAGUGUUCCUGGCAUGCUGGCCUUGAUGUGGGCCAUGACCAGCCUCUCGAAGCACUUCAUGAUGACCGAAGUGAGUGCGACGGGGCAAUAGUCAUUUGGGCGUGUCACCUUGUUUUUCCUGGGUACUGGGAAGAUGGUGGUCUCCUUAAAGAUGACCAGCUGGUGGGGACUGCAGCCUGGGACAGGUUGAAGAUGUCCGAGAAGAUGCCCACCAGCUGGUCAGCACACACUCUGAGGACACGGCCAGGGAUGCCAUCUGGGCUGGCAGCUUUGUGAGUAUUCACUCUUUUGAGAGUUUUCCUCACAUCAGCCUUGGAGAGCGAAUGCACCUGGUCGUCUGGAGCAGCAAGAGUCUUCCUGGAUGGCUUGGUAUUGUCUGCCUCGAAGCGAGCAUAAAAAGUUAAUCUGGGAGGGAGAUUUCGGUGGGCACCGCACAACUGGAUUAUCCUUUGUAGUUUGUGAUAAUCUGUGGUCCUUGCAACAUGCAACGUGAGUCUGAGUUGUCGAACAUCAAUUGACGUUUGAGUCUGUAUUAUCUUUUUGCAUCCCUAAUGGUUUUGUGGAGGUCAUACCUGCAUGCCUUGUACGCAUCGGGGUUUGUUCUGCUGAUAUUGAAUGCAGUACCGGCUCUCAGCAUUGUAUGGGUAUCUCCGUUCAUCCAGGGGUUUUGGUAUGGGUAUGUCCGGAUUGUUAUUGUGGGUACAACGUCAUCAACAUAUUUCCUAAUGAUGCCUUUGACUGAUGAUGCAUAUUCUUCAAUGUUGAUGGAUGAGUCCUGGAUGGAUGAAUCUUUGAACAUAUUCCAAUCACUAUUCUCAAAACAAUGCUGCAGCAUUGAGUCUACUUCCUCAGUCCAGCGCCUCACUAUUCUCUGUGUUGGUGGCUUCCUCUUGAGUUUCUGCUUGUAGGUGGGAAGUAGGAACAGACACGUGAUCUGAUUGGCCGAAGUGGGGCGGGGGAUAGCUUAGUACACAUCGCAGAUGUUUGUGUAUUCAUGGUCAAGCACGGCGGAUCCUCUUGUGGGGAUGGAUACAUGUUGGUGACAUUUUGGGAAAAUGUGUUUUAGAGGGCUUGGUUAAAGUCACCCACGACAAUAAAGACUGCUUCCGGGUGAGAGGAUUCUUGCUGGCUAAUGAUAUUGUACAGUUCGCUGAGUGCCACCUUGGUGUUUGCUUGUGGCAAUAUGUGCACAACUGUGAUAAUAACACAGGUGAAUUCCCUCGGCAUAUAGUGGGGUCGGCAUUUUGGCAUCAGAAUCUCUAGGUCAGGUGAACAGAGGCUCUCAAUUUAUUCAACUUUAGUACUCCACAAUGUUUUUAUGAUGAAACAGAAGCCGCCUUUUGAUCAAUUUGAAAUAUGGAGAAGCCGUCUGGUUGAAUAGCAGAGUCAAGUGUAUUUUCCAUAAGCCAAGUCUAUGUAAAAACAAAGACAUAGCAUUUGCUGAUGUCCUUCUGCGAUGGAAGCUCACAAGUUCACAAAGUAUAUUUUCCAGCUAUUGGACAUUAGCCAUCAGGAUACUAGGAAGAGGAGGCUGUGUAGCCUGUCUUUUCAGCCUAGCUUGGAGUCCCCCUUUCCUUCCUCUUCUUCGUCGCAGGCUUUGCCUUAGGUCAAUCUAGGCCAGGAGCAACAAAUAACCAACUGUGUGGGGAACAAAGGAGUGAAUGUAGUAUUUCAGAUCUGGGAGGCUGCGAGAUAAGUGUGUAGUUUACGAUUCAUGUUCCAGAAGUAUUUGUCAGUUGUAGGACAUUUUUGCACAAACAUUCUGAGCAAACAAAGUAAUAAUGAACACAAAAAUUGCCAUAAAAAAGCGAAGUCGGACAGGAACCGUCAAGACACGCGCCCUCCUCAGUGCCGCUGCCUUUUAGCUUAUGAACCAUACGUCAGAUUCAUUCCAGAUGUUGUAUUUAGACUCAUUACAGCAGUCUACAAUGUCCACACACCGUGGAAAUCUACUUAGCAUAAUAGCAAAAUCCCCAUAAAAUGAUAUCAGAGCGACAACGGUUUGUCAGACCAUUAGACAUGCUGAAAAUUGGUCCUCUCAUGAAAAUGUCUGUGGUGUCAGAAAGGUUUGGCCUACAAACUACUAUGACCCCUUUAUGGAAAGAUGAAAGCCUCCCGAACACGAUGGUGUUCUUCGCUGUACGACCCACAGAAGCACCAUGGGACUCUUCUGAAAUCGGUACCGCCGAUCUGCCAAAUUCUGUUUGUAGCGUCCGAACAGUUUGGCCUACACACUAAUAUGACCCCUCUAUGGAAAGGUGAGACUUUUAUUUUAUGGCUGGUUAUGACACCGACAUACUGUAAGUUUCAAACCCACCACACAAGGCAAAACAUUCCAUUACACCAUAUCCUACUUGUCAAUAGUAUGUUUAUAUUAUAUAACAUUUUCUUACCAUAUUAAAUUAUCAUUGUAAUUGCUCACACAUUGAUGUCAGACAUGCACCAACCCCAAUGCUCUGUUGCUGAUGACUGGGAUGAAUGCAGGAGCAGAUUUCAGGAGCAGGACAAGACACCCUCUUUUUGACUGAUGACUGACAAUGACAUGUAGUGAUAGGCUUAUCUGGCUUAUAUGAUUAUGAUGUCAUGAUGCUUCUGGACAGUGAGAUAAAGUGCAUUUACUUAGUCCAAUUAAAGUGACACAGAAUGGUCAUAAUGCUUCAUGACAGUGUCAAAGUGUAUUUUCUACAAGUUAUUUAAAAUAUGAUAGAAAAAAAACAUGACAACAACAACAAAGGAUUUUAAGAAACAAACUUUUCAAACGUAAGGAAACUUCUUGGCAGGGAAAAAACACAUAUGAGUAAAUGUGGGUUUUUACACUCUUAUGUAGGUGUCAUAACAAGCCAUGAAAUAACGCAAUAUAUGUCAAAACAGAUGUAAAUAUAUGGGUCAUGAAAGUGUUAUGACCAUAUUAUCACAGGUUAUGACACAUUAUGUCAGCUGUUAUGACAUACAGUAUUGUGACAUGGUUAUGACUUGUCAUAACGUGUUAUGACGCUGGGUGUCAAGUGUUACCGUUUUUUUACCUUACAAAGUAAAUUGAUGUCAGUUGAUACAUUCAUGAUGUAAAAUAUAUAGAAGUUUACAGUAUUCUCAAACUAUAUACGUAAACUAGGCACUAUACAAUUUUGGAUCAGUAGUUAUCAGUUUUGAGCAGUUUAAUUAAGUCAGAGUUAAAUAUAUUGUUAACAAAAGACAAGAAAAACACAUCAAAAUAAAUAUGAAUAUAACAUUAUGAACAGCAGAUACUUAGAUUCUAUGUAUAUAUACACUACCGGUCAAAAGUUUCAGAACAAAUCAAAUCAAAUCCAAUGUUAUUGUCCACAUGUGCCGAAUACAAUAGGUGCAGACAUUACAGUGAAAUGCUUACUUACAGCCCUUAACCAACAGUGCAUUUAUCUUUUAAUAAAAAUGUAAAAUAAAACAACAACUAAAAAGUGUUGAGAAAAGAGCAGAAGUAAAAUAAAAUAACAGUAGGGAGGCUAUAUAUACAGGGGGGGUACCUGUGCAGAGUCAAUGUGCGGGGGCACCGGCUAGUUGAGGUAGUUGAAGUAAUAUGUACAUUUUGGUAGAGUUAAAGUGACUAUGCAUAAAUAAUUAACAGAGUAGCAGCAGCGUAAAAAGAUGGGGUGGGGGUGGGGGGGCAGUGCAAAUAGUUUGGGUAGCCAUGAUUAGCUGUUCAGGAGUCUUAUGGCUUGGGGGUAGAAGCUGUUGAGAAGUCUUUUGGACCUAGACUUGGCACUCAGGUAACACCUACUCAUUCAAGGGUUUGUCUUUAUUUUUACUAUUUUCUACAUUGUAGAAUAAUAGUGAAGACAUCAAAACUAUGAAAUAACACAUGGAAUCGUGUAGUAACCAAAAAAGUGUUAAACAAAUGAAAAUAUAUUUUAUAUUUGAGAUUCUUCAAAUAGCCACCCUUUGCCUUGAUGACAGCUUUGCACACUCUUGGCAUUCUCUCAACCAGCUUCAUGAGGUAGUCACCUGGAAUGCAUUUAAAUUAACAGGUGUGUCUUCUUAAAAGUUAAUUUUAAGGGGGGGGGGGGGGGGGGGGGGGGGGGGUAACAGAAGAUAGCCCUAUUUGGUAAAAUGCCAAGUCCAUAUGAUGGCAAGAACAGCUCAAAUAAGCAAAGAGAAACGACAGUCCAUCAUUACUUUAAGACAUGAAGGUCAGUCAAUACGGAACAUUUCAAGAACUUUGAAAGUUUCUUCAAGUGCAGUCGCAAAAACCAUCAAGUGCUAUGAUGAAACUGGCUCUCAUGAGGACAGCGACAAGAAUGGAAAACCCAGAGUUAACUCUGCUGCAGAGGAUAAGUUCAUUAGAUUUACCAGCCUCAGAAAUUGCAGCCCAAAUAAAUGCUUCACAGAGUUCAAGUAACAGACAUCUCAACAUCAACUGUUCAGAGGGGACUGUGUGAAUCAGGCCUUCGUGGUCGAAUUUCUGCAAAGAAACCACUACUAAAGGACACCAAUAAUAAGAAUAACAGACCUGAUUAGGCCAAGAAACACGAGCAAUGGACAUUAGACUGGUGGAAAUGUGUCCUUUGGUCUGGAGUCCAAAUUGGAGAUUUUGGGUUCCAACUGCCAUGUCUUUGUGAGACGCAGUGUGGGUGAACGGAUUAUCUCCGCAUAUGUAUUUCACACCGUAAAGCAUGGAGGGGGAGGUGUUAUGGUGUGGGGGUGCUUUGCAGGUGACACUGUCUGUAAGCAGCCAACAAGUGCUCAGCAUAUGUGGGAACUCCUUCAAGACUGUUGGAAAAGCAUUCCAGGUGAAGCUGGUUGAGAGAAUGCCAAGAGUGUGCAAAGCUUUCAUCAAGGCAAAGGGUGGCUAUUUGAAGAUUCUCAAAUAUAAAAUAUACUUUGAUUUGUAAACUUUUGUGUUUACUACAUGAUUCCUUAUGUGUUAUUUCAUAGUUUUGAUGUCUUCAAUAUUAUUCUACAAUGUAAAAAACAGUAAAAAAUAAAGAAAAACCCUUGAGUGAGUAGGUGUGUUCAAACCUUUGACUGGUAGUGUGUAUAUAUACAUAUAUAUAUAUAAUAAUUUGUUUGAGUGAUUUGGUGCAGGGAACAUGUAACUUUGUGCAUUUAUUUGUUGUACUCCGUCAAUUGAAACAUCUGUUUUAAUUUGUGUGCUAAAAGUUGUGAAAAUAAACCACAUUCUAGUGAAAAUUGCACCAAAGUGAUGACAUUUUUUUUUAUCAGAGGGUAGCAACAAGAAGCAAAACACACAGUUUGUAUUCAUCAGCAGAAUGCAAUGUCAGUAGAAAAAUCCAACCAAUCUAUUAGCUAUAUAAAUUAAAGUCCAACAAUGUCAAAUAUAUACUGUAAUCAGCCUUUUUAUUUAUAACUGUUAAUGACCUUCAACAUUCUUACUGAAACAUUAUUGCCUUCUUUUUCAGAGUCCAUGCCACAACAUGAAUAACAACUAAUAUUCAGAAAACUGGUUCAGCUUGGGACGGGAGACAAUAAAGAUGGCAAACAAUAAGGGUUCAUUACUGUCCAAUGCCAGAGGUCGUGAAAUUUAUGUUGGAAGGGAAUUCAGGGAUUCCAUUUCACUUCUGGAUGUUUUGUACGCAAAUGAAUUUGAAGAAGAGGACAUAGACUCAGCAGUAGCUAAGAAGACAGAGGCAGAUUUUUACAGAGGAGCCCCACCUCAAUGGCUUAACUUCUACUGGGAUGAAAGGGCAACGUCAGUUGAUAAAACAACCCCCUUUAUCAAAAGAGACGGUUACAGUGAGCUGAUAAAAAAUAUUCAGAAACGGCGUAAGAGAGACCUCACUUCUACCAUCAAGCUGCUGCAUCAGCCAGGCAGCGGGGGAACCACUAUGGCCAAGCAGGUGCUCUGGGAUAUGCGUAAAAAGCUCAGAUGUGCUGUUCUGACAGGCCCUACCUCAGACAUCACCGCUAUCGCCAAGCAGGUGAUUCACCUUUUCACUGCAGGCAGUCAACGCAACCAGACCACUGUGCUCUUAAUGCUGGAAGAUGAGCGUAUUCUGGAGAAUCUGCAGGAUGCCAUCAUUAAAGAGAUUGCAGAGAGAAACAUCACGACCCACAAGCCUGUGGUCAUCAUUCUAAACUGUGUACGUAAGGCAGUUAUCAAACAAGAGGACCAUAACAACUCAAGACAUGUUAUUCUCAGGAUGGAACUUUCUGAAGCAGAGAAACAACAGUUUGAGGAGAAACAGAUUGAGAUCAGCCGAAGAUACAGCAAUGAACACAAACUGUUUCAUGGCUUUAACAUAAUACGAGAACAUUUUCGUGGAGAUUAUGUUAGUAAAACAUGUGCCCUUUUAGGAGAUGUUAGGAAAAAUAGAAGACCUAAAAAUUCCCAGCUUCUUGCAUUCUUAUCACUGGUGAAUGCCUACGUCCCUGGCUCCCACCUUCUGCAAUCUCAAUGUCAGGCAUUCCUUGGACCUCCAGAUCCCAUUUACGGAGGUCCUUCCUUUGAGCAGCGAAUGGAGCCUUUCACUCAUCUGAUAGUGACAUUCCCUGCACGACAGGGACAAGACAAACAUGUCCGCAUGGCUCACCCACUGAUUGCACAGCAGUGUGUUAAGGUACUCGCUACGGCAGGUGUGACCAGGAGUGAUACAGCAAGGAACUUUCUGUCAGAAUUUUGUAGAGAAGAUGUGCAACAAUUUUUAGUUCAAGACAUGCUAACAAAAAGGGAAAUGGGAGAUGAGAGGAAAGACAAGUUUUCCAGGUUGAUUCAAGAUAUUGAAGGCAAAGAAUCCAAAAGCAAGUGUGUAUCUGUUUUACGUUUAGCUUCAGAGAAAUUCAUGCAAAACCCAUUUUUUCCUCAAAAUCUUGCUCGUUUUUUUUACAUUGAGACAAGAGACUAUCUUAAAGCGGUGAAGUGGGCAAAGAUAGCGAAAGACAGAGAUCCUAAGAGUUCAUUUGUUGCUGACACACUGGGGCAAGUAUACAAGAACCAGUUGAAGAGCAGGAUCAAAGUAGAGCAGGGUUCCAUCAGGGUCCCUAAAGAGCAGGGUUCCUUCAAGGUUCCUGAAGAGCAGGGUUCCAUCUCUGCACAAGACAUUUUGCAACUGUCAAAAAAGGCCUUUGAGGCUUUCAAAGAUGAGGAAAGGGCUGCUGAAAAUGAGCAGGGAGCAGACAUGCAAGACGAUGGUAUGACCAAAGUGUCAAGCAUCUUUAACAACAGAGGACUAUUUGGUUAUCUACAGGUUGCCAACAUUGUUUUUGACUCGCUUGUCUCUCUUGACAAACACUGGCAAAAGGUUCUUACCAUGGAAAUAUCAGCUGACUCCUUCUUCAUAUCAAUUGGACAAAAAAAGCUCUUCAAGUACAAGUCACUCAUCAGCAGCCUCAGGGAUGAGGUGGAGAGGAUAUGUGAGUUUUUUGAUGGUUACCUGAUUUACUCCAAGCCCAGCAUAGAGAAAAAUGAACCGCCUUACUUUUGGACUGAUGUCAAGAACUGCUACCGCAAAUAUGUGGGGACAUGCACACCUAUACACUCAGAGUUUGCAAUAGGUAUACCCCUCCAGAAACUCAAAGAAGAAAUGGCCAUUGCCUUCCCUGGACUGCUUUCCUGUCUUGAUAAGGGCUAUGAUAAAACUCACUUGCGCCGAAUAACAAUAUUGUGGGAGGAAAUAAAAAAAGAAUGGGAAAAAAAGAAAGUUGGUGACAACAAAGCUGCCCAAAACUUCAUCCUUGCCAACAUCAUCUUAAGCAAAGUGGAAGCAGCAUCUCCAGUGCUUACCCCUUUGCCAAUCCUAAGACGUAUUCUGGAAAGACAUCUAUUGGCCAAUUUCGGUAACCAAACCCCAGAGUUUUACUUCUUAGUCCUUUUGCUGUAUUGGCCCGAGGAACAUAAGAAAAUGGAUUUCGAUAUUGACCUCAACAAACAUGUUCUGGAGAUGCAAGACUCCUACGAAAACACAUACAAGAAGUAUCUUCGCUCAAGGUACCUUCGCCCCCUUAUUUUCCUGGCAAAGGGUGAGGGUUUGAGCAGACUGGUUCAUAGCUCAAAAAUAGACAACCUAUUGGCAAGGGAGAAUCCAAUGGCUAGGCCAAAGGCAAGGCAAGACUUUAUCACUAAAAAGUGGAACAGUGGUGAGGUGUGGAGAGAACCCGUUGUCCAGGAUCUUCUUCUUCCAGUCAAUGGAGUGGUUAGACAGCACAGGGUGUUUGCGUGCGUUGAUGGCAAGGAGAUUGAAGUUUGUGCCUACCAACAAAGCAAAGUUUGGAUGUCCGGAGACGUCUGCUUCUACCUUGGCUUCACCAUAAGAGGUCCUGUGGCCUAUGGCAUCCACUACCCAUCCCAUUCAGAUAGGAUUAAAGAGGAGGAGCCUCGUAAAAAGUUGGAAGUACCUGACAUCAAAUCAAUGAAAGACGGUAAGACAGUUCUAAUUCAAAUGUUCUAAUUUUCAUGUCUAUAUUCUCUCACUCAUGUUCAAGUUCUUGAUAUUUUAAUAUGCGAAUACACAAUAUAGUGACACGAGCGUCCAACCCACCAAUCUACACAGGGGAAACAGUGACGCUGGGAGCAUUUUUAAGUAAUCUCAAAGGAGAUCAUUGUUAGCACUAAAUAUCAUUGUUAUGAUAUUUGUGAUAUCAUUGAAUUUAAAAUGCUUUGUGUACCAGGAAAUUAAGACCACUGUAUUAUCAUUGAGUUUAGUGCUGUAAUGAAUACUCAGGAAGAAAAAGGUGUAGAUUCACGCGCAGAGCGCGGCAGGUGUUUAUGUCGUAGGAAUCAUGGUCACAGGCAGGCAAUGAUCAUACACAGGUAGGCAAACAGGCAGGUGAAACACAAACUAGGACUGAAGGCAAUAACUGGUUCUCACAAACGAGCUAGGAAAAGUCUUAGUAGAGUCAAAACGAACUAUACCUCACAAGGCACAAACAGAAUGAACUGAACUAAAUAAGGAGAUAAUGAGACCAGGUGAGUAACAAAUACAGGUGAAACAGGGCUACGUUCAAGAACACAAGGUUGACUAAGAAAAUAAAUACAGAACCUUACAAGUGCUUGAUGUGGUUGAUUUUCUGAUUGAUGUGUCUGUCCCCAGGGGCUGUGAGAAGUUGAACAAGAUGUGCCAAUGUGAUGGUGAGUUAAUGUUUGUUACAGUCUUUAUAGUGUACAAUAGUAGUAGAACAUCUACAACACCACCUAUGUUGAAUGUGCUCUGUAUUCAUGAAUAUAAAAAAAUAUGUUUGGGAAAUCCUACAUUUAGCUCCAGUUUCACAGCUGGCAGCUGCACUCUUAGAAAGCAGCAGUGCUACAUUUGUAAAAUUGUAAGGUGCCAGAACAAAAAGUGAGCGCGAGAGGGGGGUGACCUAUAUAUUUUUUUAAAUAAUAAAGCACCCACUUUUAUAAUAAAGCAUUGUAUGCAUUAUCAUCACUUUUGUGUGCUGGCAUACAGCAGUAGGGUAGAGCUGCUUGUAGAAGUUGCACAGAUGUGUACACAUUUUUUUAAAGCCUUGGGUUCAGGUGAAAUGUGGCCUUUUAUAGAUGUAUUUCAUGCAAUUCGACAUAAUUUUAGAUGACUGGAGACUUUAGCAGACUCUUUUAUAAUACCUCACAAAUGAUCGAAAUUACAGGCUACUUUGACACUUACAAACUGAGAAUCUGAGAUCAAUAAAAACUUUUUUUCUUGAAUCCAUCAAUAGCUUAGGCCUAUGUGGGUGGCAGUGGCGAUUUUAGCAUGUAAAUCUUGGUGGGGCAAACUCCAAAAUGUUUGGAUGCAUACCAGCAAAGCCAAUAACCAAUAAAAAAAAUCCAGCACCCUUCCGCGCUUAUGAUUCUAUAGGGAAAUACAUGAUGAAGUGCAACGCUGGAGAGAUGAGUUGCAGGCUCAUGUCUAUCAGAGCAGAUCAAGGGAGACAGAUAAUAGAAAGUUAAUCUCAUUCUAGUUCGGUGAGAGAUACAGGCACGCUUCUCUCACCACAGCAGUGGCCAAGCGUUAGUCUAGGCUACAAUGUUGCGCAAACCAUAAACCCUGGCUGGCCCAACACAAAUCAAUUCUUAGAGUAUCAGGCAUGUUUUCACAUUACUUUUUUAGGGGGUAGGAGAAUUGCAGCGCAGGCAACUUGAAUUAACUCUGAUUUUUAUUAGAAUUUGUACAUUGCAAACAGUGAAAAUAAUUGUUCAUGCCACAAGAGGUAACGGAUCCUGGCAAAUGGGUUCCGGAACAAAACAGUCCAAAACUGAGAGGGGCCGGAUCAAAUUAAGGUCCCGUGUAGCUCAGUUGGUAGAGCAUGGCGCUUGCAACGCCAGGGUUGUAGGUUUGAUUCCCACGGGGGGCCAGUAUGAAAAAAAAAAGUAUAUAAAAAAAAGUAUGCACUCACUAACUGUAAGUCGCUCUGGAUAAGAGCGUCUGCUAAAUUACUAAAAUGUAAAAAUGUAAGCGCUGCUCUCCAAAUCCGCUACAACACCGCUAUUUUGCAGUCCAUUAUGAACCUAUAUAUUGAGUAGCCUAACAUGUAGGCUAAUGGUACCUUACAGUGGGCAAAUUAAAGUAAAUGAUAGGCCUAUCCAACGGCUGUGGGAUGAAUGAACAAUGAAGCAGGGGUUUUACGCAAGUGUCUGUGGGAGCAGCCAGGAGAGGCAACUCCAGGACCGCUAGUGCAUGCGCAAACGAGCUAAUCUGAGGCGCUUUGAUUCAUGGCUGGAUUCUCCCUUUCUUGAAAUAAUCAUUGAUCUAAAUAUAGGCCUAUUAGAUAAUGAUGAUAGGCUGUAAAUAAAUAAUCACUGAUCUGACAUGACUUGGUUUGUAGCCUAUAGCGUAUUAAAUUAUUUCACUAUUCAUCUAUCAGCGAUGUCUUCAAUGGGAGGAAUGAAGGAUGCACAGGUUAUCCCAAAACAGGGGCAUCAUCGCCGUUACAGGCUAUAUGUUGCAGCUAUACCGCAAACUUAGACUAGCACUUGUUCACCUUGUAGAGGCUAGUGCCUAGACCUGUUGGCUGUUAGUUAUAGUAAAUGGAACGAAAAAUGACUGUCUCAGAUGGGGGUUUACCCAAACCCCUGCCCCCCUGCCCCGUGGAUAUGCAAGCUCCAUGACAGGGUUUUGGGGGCAGCCCUUGAGUCUGACAGGGACGCGCAAUCCUUCUCCACGCAAUCAUUGACCUACAUUCACAAGAUAAUAAGUAUAGGCCUAUGACACUACUACAUUGGAUGUGUAGCCUACAUAAAACACCAUGCCAUUACGUACACAUUUGUAAGUUAACCUUUCAUUUCGACAUAAAGGCUGCUGGCCUAGCUGUUACUCUCUAAGAUACGAUGCACGGGUGUUGACAUACGCAGGGGAUUGAGGAUAACAUUGUAGCGAAUUCGAAGGGCACCAUGACAGGGACUGAUGCACGCAACUCCAUUUCUCUUCGCAGUCUGACAACGCACCAUGGCCGUUAGAAUGGUAAUGCUUUGGGGAUACCGUGUGUGUGUGUGUGUGACGCCUGUUUGAACGAGUGUAUUAGACCUCCCCGAACCUCCAUCCACACAUACACCAGCAUACACACACAACUGUCUCUACCUAUGUAUGUAAACACACAGAUUGGGAUAAAACACCUCAUCCAAUUCCGUGUGGUUCCUCCUUCUGAAAAUAAUCUAUGGCACAACCUCCUGCAGGUGCUAAUAGGCCUACUUAUAAUAAUAUGGUUAUUAUGUGCUAAAAGAGAAAGGAUUUCCUUGUUACUAAAGUCAAUUCUAAAGUAUAGUUUCACCAGGUCAUCAAACUGCAGGUAUUUCAAUGGUGGCGUGCACAGCAAUAGGGAGCCAGGGAGACAUGCAGUUAACCAAAUCCCCUUGAAAUAUAAAUGUAACUAAAUUUAUACUCAAAAUGUUGACUUUAUUCUCGAAAUUACAUUUAGAGUUUAUUCUCGAAAUAUUGCCUCUUUAAACUCGAAAUUUCGCCACUUUAUUCACGAAAUUGAAUGUCGGUUUAAUUCUCGAAAUAUUGCCACUUUAUUCUCGAAAUAUUGCCACUUUUUUAAAGUACUACCAUACAAAAAAACAACAACAUCCAAGUACCACCACCUGUUGCCGUUUUAUUUAAUUUUUCUCUUCACUUGGCCCUAAUACUCUUCCGUAUCAUCCAAGCUUCAGCACAAUUUAUCAUAUUUUUUUAUUUCGUUUUUGUGUAUUACAUUUGUGAAUGUCAUCGUGUUUAAAUGCAGUUGUUCUGCAACCAAUCUUUACCUCAGACCUCAGACCAGCACUUUGUGGACUUCCACCGGACAGACCUGAUCUAG